This is a messenger RNA of Diplodia corticola, 1170 nucleotides long. Its product is annotated as heme steroid binding protein. The coding region runs from base 1 to 1170 and encodes 389 amino acids. The record is from RefSeq and is a predicted model, not a curated record. Gene Ontology annotation, molecular function: heme binding. The transcript has a single exon. Lineage: Eukaryota; Fungi; Ascomycota; Dothideomycetes; Botryosphaeriales; Botryosphaeriaceae.
AUGGCCGCCAUCCCACAGUCAGCCUCCGAUCAACCCCAGGUCAUCCACACCCCCCCAACUCAAUCCCGCGACAUGCUCCUUGGUAUCUCCGCACUCCUCAUUUCCGCCACCUUUCUGCUGUACAACCAUCCGCCGCGGGCAUGGCUGCAGCUGUUCAGGCAAUGGGGUCAAAGGGGGCUCGCCGCCCCUCCCAAGUCCGACGACAUUGCGAGCGAACCCGCCCCGGGCUCCUCACACAAGUCUCCGCCGCCGCCCGUCGCAGAUGAGCGCAAACCUGCCGUGAGCAUACAAGUUCCGCGCUUGGACGAGGUGCCCUCCGAAGAUAGCGAGUCAGCGCAAACGACCCCCAAAGCCACCGUCUUCCCGGCCGUGCCGAUAUUCACAGUCGCCUCCUCCGACCAUGACAACCACGACGACGACGACGACGAAGGCGACGACGGAGACAGCUUGCCUCCGCCAUCCUUCCCUGCCGUGAACUCUGCGCAGCGCACCUCCGGCCCCUCGCCCGCACCUUCCGCUCUCAAGUCGCCGUCGGCCCAGCCAUCCUCACUCGCACCACCGCGCCUCGCGCCCGCGCCACGGCUACAACAGCAGCGUUCAGGCGGGCUGAUGCCGCCACCGCGCAUGCCUGCGAGCUCUCUGCGCACCGGCCCAUCCGGCCCGCUACCGAACAGAGGACCGCCCAGAAGCGGCGGCGGCGGCGGCGGCGGCGGCGUUUUUUCUAGCAACUUGGGACUGCCUAUGGCGGCACCGGUCAAGACGCCAAACCCGCGCGCCAAGGUGUCGCUGACGCCGGGCCAUUCGCCGCUGGACUGGGCGGCGCUGGUCAAGUCGAGCGCAAAUCUGUCCGGCGUCGGAUCGCUGCGGCGCGUCGCGCCGUCGGAGCUGAAGCGGUACAAUGGCCGUAAGAACAAGCAAACGGGUGAGACGAUGCCGGCGUGGAGCGCAUACCAGGGGAAGGUGUACAACAUCACGCCGUACCUGCCGUACCAUCCCGGUGGCGAGGGUGAGCUGCGCAGGGCGGCGGGCAAGGAUGGGGGAAAGCUGUUCAAUGAAGUGCAUCCGUGGGUGAAUUGGGAUAAUAUGCUAAGUGAAUGUGUGGUGGGUAUUUUGGUGCCUGAGCACAGCGCGGAAGACCCCGCUGCGAGCAGUUUGGAUGACAUGGAUUGA